AUGGUGGGGGCACAACUUAGAAAAUAUUACGCUCAAAAGGGGCCAGAAGGAAUUCCUGUUGAUGCGUUUGCUCUCUGGAAUCUGAUUAGAGAUACCCUUGACCCCCAACCAGAGGAAAUGAAGGCAACUUCCCCUGGAGAGCCUUCUCCUGGAGAGCCAGCUCCAUCCCGAUCCUUAGCUUCCGCCCCGCCGAUAAAAAAUGACAAUGGCAAUAUUUUAUCACCCCCAGAUCAGGAAGGACUAGACGAGGCGGCUGCCACUUAUCAUAAUGAUGAACCUUGGGGCUUUCCUGUGAAAGUUUGCCCCAAAAGACCCCCUCCUCAACUUCCACAAAAACCACCUGAGUACUUGGCUCGACCUCUCCCCCCUCCUCCUUCUUUUGAGAAACUUGUCCCAUCCUCUAGAGUAAGAGCUGCUUUGAGGGAGGCUGCGUUAGACGGAGACUUAAAUUUCUCACUGGCGUGUCCGGUUGAGAUCGGAGAAUUUGAUGAGGAUAUUUACUGGGAGCCUCUUCCUUAUAAACUACUGAAAGAAUUAAAGAUGGCUUGCACUGAGUACGGGUCUCAGGCUCCCUACACCACAGCUCUAAUGGAGGUCAUAGCUAGCAAGUGGAUGAUUCCAUACGAUUGGACCCAAGUGGCAAAGACCUGUCUUGCUGGGGGACAGUAUCUUCUUUGGAAAGCUGAAUACGAGGACUUGGUCCGUCGUCAAGUCAGCCUUAAUAAAAAAUUUAAGAAGGAGGAGAUUACUAUGGACAUGUUGUUAGGAGAGGGAGACUAUGUUACUACCAACAAACAAAUGCUUAUGGGAAAAGAGGCCCUAUUGCAAGUAAGAUCAUGUGCAAUAAAAGCGUGGAAUUCCCUGCCAACCAAUGCCAAGAAGGCCACCACUUUGAGCGAAAUAAGACAGGGGCCUCAGGAGUCAUAUGAGGAUUUUGUGGCUAGACUUUUACAGGCUGUUAAGCGUGUGAUCACUAAUGAGGAAGCUGCUAAUAUAUUGACUAAACAGCUAGCCUUUGAGAAUGCUAAUGCUCCUUGCCAAACACUGUUGCGACCAAUUCGAAAGUUUGGGUCACUAACAGACUACAUUAAACAAUGUGCUGACUUUACGCCAGCCUUCAUGCAAGGAGUUGCCAUGGCAGCCGCCUUAAAAGGGGAAAGCCCUCUUUAUUGUAUGCAAACUAUGACUAAGAAAGGAAAUAGAGCUGUGAGAGUAGAUGGUGAAAAUGCCUGCUUUUCUUGUGGACAACAGGGACACUUUAGUAGACAAUGCCCCAAUAAAGCCCCAAGGCAAGCUAGACAGCCAACACCUCAGAUUUUCCAAAAAGUUCAGCCACAAGAUAUGAAAGGAGCUCCAAAGUCCUUAUGUCCUCGUUGUCAAAAGGGUUUUCAUUGGGCUAAAGAGUGCAGAUCUAAGUUUCAUAAGGACGGUCAGUUUCUGGGAUCGCCUCAAGUAACAUUACUGACGCCGAGCUCACGAUGCCUCGGGCCGAUCCCCGCAGCUAAUCCUCCGGUUCAGGGAAACGGGCAGCGGGGCCUCCCCCAGGCCCCGACAAUAAUGGGGGCCAGCACUCUGAACACUUCAAUUCCCUUCGUCCCGUCUCAAGCCUCCUUCGAGCCACUCCAGGGAGUGCAGGACUGGACCUCUGUUCCUCCACCACAACAAUACUAA
Equus caballus (horse) is the source of this 1671-nucleotide messenger RNA. Lineage: Eukaryota; Metazoa; Chordata; Mammalia; Perissodactyla; Equidae. The record is from RefSeq and is a predicted model, not a curated record.